CAACAGGGGACGCUGUGGAAAAUGAUAUACCCAAGAUGUCCAUCAUCUGACGGACACUCAGCUGGCCCUCCACUAGUUUUUGACAACAACGACUCUGUCGACAAUGUUCACAUCUUGAUUUUGGGCCCAAAAACAGCCAUAACUUAGAAUUACUCUUCUGCCUUUUUAUUCUUUGAAGCUAUACAUCAUGGAGCCGUCUGCGCCCAAAAGCAAAUUGAAAAAGCUGAGUGAGGACAGUUUGACCAAACAACCAGAGGAAGUGUUCGAUGUUCUAGAGAAACUCGGUGAAGGUUCCUAUGGCAGCGUGUUCAAAGCCAUCCAUAAGGAGUCAGGCCAGGUGGUGGCUAUUAAGCAGGUUCCUGUGGAGUCUGAUCUACAGGAGAUAAUCAAGGAGAUUUCCAUCAUGCAACAGUGUGACAGCCCUUAUGUAGUGAAAUACUAUGGCAGCUACUUCAAGAACACAGACCUGUGGAUUGUCAUGGAGUACUGUGGAGCUGGCUCUGUCUCUGACAUCAUCAGACUGCGCAACAAGACAUUGACAGAGGAGGAGAUUGCCACUAUCCUGAAGUCGACAUUGAAGGGUCUUGAAUACCUUCACUUCAUGAGGAAGAUCCAUCGGGACAUUAAGGCAGGAAACAUCCUCCUCAACACAGAGGGACACGCCAAACUUGCAGACUUUGGAGUUGCUGGACAACUAACGGACACCAUGGCAAAAAGAAACACCGUGAUUGGUACUCCAUUCUGGAUGGCCCCAGAGGUGAUCCAGGAGAUUGGCUACAACUGUGUGGCUGACAUCUGGUCGCUGGGCAUCACAUCCAUCGAGAUGGCAGAGGGCAAACCUCCCUAUGCUGAUAUCCAUCCCAUGAGAGCUAUCUUCAUGAUCCCCACCAACCCUCCUCCAACAUUCAGGAAGCCGGAGCUUUGGUCAGAUGAGUUCACAGACUUUGUCAAGAAGUGUCUGGUUAAGAAUCCAGAGCAGAGAGCAACUGCCACACAGCUCCUACAGCACCCAUUUAUCAGCCAGGCCAAGCCAGUCACAAUCCUGAGAGACCUGAUAACUGAGGCCAUGGAGAUGAAGGCCAAGAGGCAGCAGGAGCAGCAGAGAGAGCUGGAGGAGGAGGAUGACAACUCUGAGGAGGAGACAGAGGUGGACUCCCACACAAUGGUGAAGUCUGGCUCAGAGGGUGCAGGAACCAUGCGGGCCACCAGCACCAUGAGUGAUGGGGCACAGACCAUGAUUGAGCAUGGCAGCACCAUGCUUGAGUCAGACCUGGGCACUAUGGUAAUCAACAGCGAUGAUGAUGAAGAGGAAGAGGAAGACCAGCGGUCCAUGAGGAGGCAUGCUACCCCACAGCAGCCGAUUCGACCGUCCUUCAUGGACUAUUUUGACAAGCAGGACUCGAACAAGGCAGCCCAGCAGCAGGAGAACUACAACCACAACCAGCCCCAGGAGCAGCCAGGCUACCACAUCCAGUCCAAGAACGUCUUCCCUGACAACUGGAAGGUGCCUCAGGAUGGAGACUUUGACUUUCUGAAGAACCUAGACUUUGAAGAGCUGCAGAUGCGCCUCAGUGCUUUGGAUCCCAUGAUGGAGCGGGAGAUUGAGGAGCUCAGGCAGCGAUAUACCGCCAAAAGGCAGCCCAUCCUGGAUGCCAUGGAUGCCAAGAAGAGACGACAACAGAACUUCUGAGUGAUCCUCACUGUUGCCGUCUCCCUCAGGUGUCGGUUUCCCAAAGUCGCCAUAAACUCUAUUCCAUUAACUCAGAGGAACAAAGAUGACCUUAUUGUCUUUGUUGGAAGCCCGCUGCUGUUCUGACCGACUGCUACCUGGCCUAUAAUUUAAGUUAGAUGCUUCUUUUACUGGAAGAUGUCCAUUUUGGCUCCUGGAAUCUACACUCAUCUGCCUUGUGUCAACAUUAUGUCAAGAUGCUGUUCCACCAUUCCACCAUGCUUUCCCAUAAAUGAUGUUUUGGGCUGCAUUCAAAGGUUCGUAAUUGUACAUCUGAAAGUCAAAAAAUUCACUUCUCCUUUUCCAAAUGCAGAAAACCCUUGGGGAGUCACCACCAUCAUGUAAAGAAGCUUAUGCUCUGGCAGUAGCAGCAGUAUAAUCACCAGGUCAAUGAUAAGUGGUCUUUGUUUCCUCAGACUUUCUAUUUUCAGUGUAAAUAUAAUGUAGAGCCAAGUUUGGAAAAACCUGCAACAAAAAGCUGUGGAGGCUUUUUCCUUGACCAAAGACAAUCAAGGUGGGGUGGAUUAAGUUGAGAAUGCCUUAAAACAUUUGAAAACUGGUUUUCAAAAUAAGCAAUGUAAUAAAACAAGUCAUCGGAUGAUUAAAUCAUUUUUGUCCCCUGGAGAUGACUUGGAAGUGAACUGUGGAAAGCUGCAAGGACGGACAGAAGUGAAAUGUAAUUAUGUGGAUGUGAAAAGUUUGUGCAUGUUUUCAGUCGUCGGGGGGAAAUCUGAGAAUUCGAAACAGUAGUCUUAAUCAUUUAUUUAAUGUUGUUUUCAAGUAUGAUUUUCUGGACUUCUUUAAACAUCCAGUGUGUACACUCCCUAUUGACAGACUCCAGUGUAUCCUUGUGCCUCAUAACACAUCUGUCCCAGCUCUUCUUCAGUUUCUGAGCACACACUUACCCGACACUCGUUGUUAAAUCAGAGCAUUUCCUUGUCAAACUGAUCCAGCAUAGUCAAAACCAGAGAAUGCACCAAGUAUUCCAAGUGUUAAAAAAAUAAAAUCUGUGAUCUUCAUACAAGCAGGAACCUUCCCAAAUACUGUAUGAUUUUUUUUUAUGUCCAUGGAGUCUUUAAAACUCUGUAGAUUUAAUUUAAGAUUGUUGUUUUGUGUAAUUCCCAAUUUUGAUUGGUUAACUCCAUAUUACAAUAUGUCUUUGAAACAUUUAGAUCAGAGCCAUCUUAUAUGUUAAACAGUGAACACAGUUCAUCACUUAGUGAACAACACCAAAUCAGACCAAAAAAAAAAAAAAAAACUUUUGUAACUUUAGACCAAGAAAGAAAAACACAUCAGGAUGAGAUGAAAGACUUAACGACUAAUACUGUAUAUAUAACUGUGGCCUCAGUCACUCAUCUAAUAUCUGAAAUUCAGACUAAUUUUUAAAAUCGCAUUAAGAUUUUGUCAGCACAUUUUCCUGCAGUUUUUUUUUAUCUGUUUCAGCAAUUGUGUGUGAAAGUCUGCUGCUUUUUGACAUUUUUCUGACAUGUGCUGUAGGUGUGAUGUUAUUAAUGAAGGACUGAAGAUCUACUGUCAAUUCAUGCUGUUUCUUUGGGACAGAAGUUCAGCCCCAAAGCUGUAUUUAGGCUUGUCUUGUUACCAUCAUUUCAGGAACAUUACAUAAAAACAUUAAUAUUGGUUGUUAUUAGAUUCCCAGUUGUCAAAAUUGAUAGCAUUGUUGGCUUCAAAAAUCCAGUGUUUGUUUCACAGUUUUGAAUGUUUAAUUGAAAACUCUUGCAAACAUGCCAAUGACAAAUUUGGUCUCCGCAUGAAGGAAACAAACUGCUCUGUUGUGGAUGCAGUUUAGUUUUUCCGUGACGUGUUGUAAUGACCCAUUGAAUGAAUUCUGAUCAUCUUUAAGGGCGUAUACCAUAUUUCUGCGGAUUGCUGUUACAUAUGAAUGUUAAUAUGCAGUCUUGAUGGUGUGGUUCAGUCCACACUUACUGCAUAUUAAAUGAUUAUUUUAUUAAUACCAUAAUCUAAAAACAGACCUGUUACACUUUCUCAUAUCUCAUUUGAUGGACAAUGUGACCUAAAUGAGCUGGCUUAAUGAACACCUGAGUGCAAAUUUCAGUUCACUACUAUCUUGCUGUUGAAUGACCAUGCCUUUAUGUUUGUUUUUUGUUUGAUUGGUUGUCUUUUUUUUUUUUUUCCUCCUGCCCACAGGUGAACCUCUUCUGUCACAGAAAUCAUUAUCAUUCUUGCCCUGAAUUAUUUUCAGAAAUUAGUUCUGUGGUGCAACUUGCAUACAAGCAUUCCCACUUUUAUUUAUUAAAUGUGUUUAAAUCGUUUUCUUUUUGUGACACUGGUUUAAACGUGUUAGAUGAUUUUUGCUGUUGAUAUUUUUGCACCUUGUCAUAUAUGUGUGGCUUGAUUUCUGCGCGUUUUAGACUAUGCAUGUUUAUAAUUCUGUUUGCUAUUUAGUGGAAUGCUAUUGAAUUAACUACACAGUUUAAAAGUACUGCUAAUGUGGAAGCUGGAGUUUCAGCUUUAACAAAACUAUUUGUUCUAUACAAUUUUAUGUUAUUUUAUUUUUUGUUUAAAAAAAGCCCCAUUUAAAAUGACAUGGAGGAGAAUCUGCAAUAAUGUGUAUAGUUAUCUGAAAUCACUUUUUGAUAUACAGCUUUAUGAUUUUGUUUCCAUUUAUUUCACUGUCAUUACCACAAUAUGAUGACUUGAGGGUGUAGAGUGGAAUGUAAGCAUUUAUGUUUGAACCACUUAAUUUAUUAUCUUUUGUUUGUAAUACCUUAUAAAGUUUUGAAAAGGUGCAAGGAAUAAUAAAAGUUACUUAUAGCUAACCAUAA
Molecule: messenger RNA, 4533 nt
Organism: Scatophagus argus
Lineage: Eukaryota; Metazoa; Chordata; Actinopteri; Scatophagidae
Gene: stk3
Product: serine/threonine kinase 3 (STE20 homolog, yeast)
Exons: 11
Coding region: 188-1690 (500 amino acids)
Biological process (GO): protein tetramerization; protein phosphorylation; regulation of MAPK cascade
Cellular component (GO): cytoplasm
Molecular function (GO): protein serine/threonine kinase activity; ATP binding
Source: RefSeq, a predicted model, not a curated record